Molecule: messenger RNA, 516 nt
Organism: Macrosiphum euphorbiae (potato aphid)
Lineage: Eukaryota; Metazoa; Arthropoda; Insecta; Hemiptera; Aphididae
Source: the annotation of a GenBank genome assembly
AUGGACGAAGACAUAAGAUACCAACGCCUUCCCCAAUCGUUCUCGGUUAGGGAACUCGGGUCUUCCGAAGCAAGGGGUCUAUGGGGAAUCAAACACACUCGAAAACCAGUCGAUUUGAUGGUGGCAAAAGCUAAAAGUUCGUCAACACCCUUACAGCCACAAGUCGAACUACGAAUCACCGAAGAUGGAUGUGAAAUUAUCGGAGACAAGUUUAAAAAAGUUUUUCCCAUUCACACAGUUUCUUACGGGGUUCAAGAUUUGGUUUACACAAGAGUUUUCUGCAUGAUAGUCGUUAAAGAACAAAUUAGUGCGGACAGAAAACCAUUUGAUUGUGUGGCGUUUGUCUGUGAGAGUCGUCAAGCUGCGAGAAAUUUGACUUAUACGUUAGCUACAGCGUUUCAAGCAUAUAGCAGGAAAGUACGUAGUACUGGAACAUCUAAAUCUCGCUUUGCCAUUGAUUUAAGAACUGCUGAUGAACUAGAAAUGGAUCUUAGAAAAGUUGACUCUGAGGCAUAA